AAUGUGACAUGCGCGGUCAUGCGCGGCUCUUGUAAACAACGUAUUUCGCCGAACAACAAACCUGCGCGAGACAAACAGCUCCUCAAGGUCGCUCUGUGUAGCUUCCUGGUUUUCUUUAUUGGGUUCUUAUUAUCGAGAAGGUUAAUCAAUUGCUUCAAAGAUGUUAAGGUUUGCUUCCUGUAUACAAAUCACCAAAACUGCUGGAACACUACUCAGGAGGCCUCUUCCAAGAAGAGCACUGAUUCUGACAAGCACCUUCACAACAAAGAGAUGUCUCAGUACAGUUACUAACCCUGGAAGCAGCCAAUCGCACAAUGCUUACAUGUUGUUUGGCAUACUGACAGGGUCUACACUUUGUGCAGGUCUUCUAUUCAAGAAGGAAACUCUGUCUAGAGAUGUGGUGACAUCACCAGGCCAACAGCUCAACACUGCAAAAAUCUACUCUAAAGAAGAGGUCUCUAAACACAACAAUCGUAAAUCUCGUAUCUGGGUCACAUACAAAGGAGGGGUAUAUGACAUCACAGACUUUAUUGAUGGUCACCCUGGUGGGACUAGCAAGAUCAUCCUGGCUGCAGGUGCAGCUUUGGAGCCAUACUGGGCUAUGUACGCAGUGCACAAAAAAGAGGAAGUCCUAGAGAUCCUGGAAGAAUACCGCAUAGGGGAUCUCGCGCAUGAAGAUCAAGUUAUAGAAUUCAAGGAAGAUGAUCCAUUUAAGGAAGAUCCUGAAAGGCACCCUGCUUUGAAGAAGAACUCUGAGAAACCUUUCAAUGCUGAACCUCCACUGCAGCUCCUGGGAGACAGCUACAUCACACCGAAUGAGCUUUUCUUUGUCAGGAACCACUUGCCUGUUCCUGUAAUUGACCCAAAACUCUACCGAAUAGAGGUUACGGGGGAGGGUGUCCGCACCAUUAAACUGUCCCUUGAGGAGUUGAAGACAAAGUUCAAAAAGCACAAUAUCGUGUCCACUAUCCAGUGCGCAGGGAAUCGCCGCAGUGAUAUGAACAGGGUAAAGAAAGUGAAAGGCUUGGAUUGGAGUGAGGGGGCUAUCUCCACUGCAGAGUGGGGCGGGGCCCUGCUGAAAGAUGUUCUGAAAUAUGCAGGGUUGAGUGAAGACGAUGUUGAGAGGCUCGAGAUCAAUCAUGUUCAGUUUGAGGGCCUUGAUACUGACAUCACAGGAGCAACGUAUGGUGCUUCCAUACCCAUACAGAAAGCCAUUUCGUCUAGAGGUGAUGUCAUACUUGCUUAUGAAAUGAAUGGCAAGGACAUCCCCCGUGACCAUGGGUAUCCAGUUCGAGCAGUAGCUCCAGGAAUUGUUGGUGCCAGGAACGUGAAAUGGGUUUCCAAGGUAAUAUCAAGCAAGGAGGAGAGCCCAAGUCACUGGCAACAGAACGACUACAAAGGAUUCGCACCGUGUACCGACUGGGACACGGUGGACUUUAAAUCAUCUCCUGCUAUCCAGGACUUGCCUGUCACCUCCGCCAUCUGCCAGCCACUUCCCGGUACUCUGAUUUCAAGAGAUGAAGAGGAAAUCACCCUGAGUGGGUACGCAUGGAGCGGAGGUGGGCGGAGGGUUGUGCGGGUGGAUGUGUCACUGGAUGGGGGCAAGAAUUGGUCAAUUGCAACCCUAGAUGGAAAGGAUCAGCCCCCGGGGCGUGCAUGGGCGUGGUCGCUAUGGAGCACGACCCUACCCAUUCCUCCCGAUGCUAACAAGCUGGACGUUGUAUGUAAGGCUGUGGAUGAAUCGUUCAAUGUUCAGCCAGACAGUGUUGCACCCAUCUGGAACUUGCGAGGGGUAUUGUCCAAUGCUUGGCAUCGUGUCAGCGUUAGUAUUGUAGAGGAUGUAGAUUAAAAAUCGUGUCAGUAAAUUAAGUGAAACUUUUUCAAGUGAGCAGGAGUGUUAUAAUAUAUAUGAUGUUCACUCGAGCGUGCGCAUUCGCAAAGGAUAAUACGGAGCUGUAAUAUCCUAUGCAAAUAAAUAUUAUAAAAUUGGAAUUAACAGAAUAUAAGGAAAAUCAUUGAUAAAAAAUUUGUUUCCACUUCCUAGCUGGAACAAAAACAAGAAGGUAAAACGGUAGAGGUCAAUACCCAAAAAGAAUGUAGAAUAGCAGGGUAUUUAAUGGAGUGUUCAAUAGAUACACUGAGUUACAUUGUAGAAUAUCGUUUAGAUAAAAGACAAGCACAAAUUUUGUAGGCUGAGUAUAGAACAAUUUAUUUUGUAGAAUGUUGCAAAGUACAUAUUAUACGGUGCAGCUGUGAAGCUAAUAAAGACGGUGAUCCUGUAAAUAUGACUUAUGCUGGAUGCUAAUCAUCACGUGUAGGGGAAAGUAAUAAAAUAGUUGAUGGUAA
Nematostella vectensis (starlet sea anemone) is the source of this 2346-nucleotide messenger RNA. Its product is annotated as sulfite oxidase. Gene Ontology annotation, cellular component: mitochondrion. Gene Ontology annotation, molecular function: heme binding; molybdenum ion binding; oxidoreductase activity. The coding region runs from base 161 to 1849 and encodes 562 amino acids. The record is from RefSeq and is a predicted model, not a curated record. The transcript is spliced from 4 exons. NCBI's taxonomy places the organism in Eukaryota, Metazoa, Cnidaria, Anthozoa, Actiniaria, Edwardsiidae.